Trachymyrmex cornetzi is the source of this 883-nucleotide messenger RNA. RefSeq lists its product as uncharacterized. The record is from RefSeq and is a predicted model, not a curated record. The transcript is spliced from 5 exons. The coding region runs from base 67 to 705 and encodes 212 amino acids. NCBI's taxonomy places the organism in Eukaryota, Metazoa, Arthropoda, Insecta, Hymenoptera, Formicidae.
CGUAAGAUCCGACUUCUUCAUUUUGUAUCCGCGAGGCAAAGCGAUCACACGAAUAAUUUUUUCGUCAUGACGCGUUAUAUCGGCGUAACGUUCGCGGCGAAGGUGAUCGGAGCAUAUACGAUGUCCAUUUCGAUUUUAUUAAUAAACGUGUUGGUAAGCAAGUUUUUUUCAAGAGAUAGCGAUGAUGAUUUUUUCGAAUUUGUCAAGACUUGGGCUAUACUAGGAUUAAAUUGGAUGCAAGCAAUGCAGAAGUACGUAGUGGGGAAGAAAAAAGCGGAAAGUGCCUUGAUAUGUUUUCUCAUAUAUGCCGUCUUGUUUCUGUCAGCGAGCAUAUUCCUCAUUAUAGGAUCGUUAUCGAAGAGACAUACAGCCGCCGUGCCUUGGAUGUAUUUACAAAUGGGUAGCGUAAUAGAUCAGACUGUGUCGCUAUGCAAUCAUAUAAUAUAUGAUCAACGAACUACCUUAUAUUUUUGGUAUACUACGAUAUGCAGUCUCUAUUUGAUGUUGAGCGUGUAUUUCUGGAUAAUCGUGGAAGCAGCCCGAAAUCAAUGGUACAACGAGCGAGGUAGAGAUGCAAAUUGUGAAUCGUUCAUGUUAAAUACUGUAUCAACGUCCACGAGUAGCAAUCCGAAGUCACCGUCCUUCCUCUCGCAAAAUUUUUCAAUGUUUGAACAAUCGCAUCCGUCGACGAUUCUGCCUAUUUAGCAGGAAGUCCAUGAAGAAGCAUGAACAAUCCCAAAACUAUCCUGAUAGCUAGACUUGCCACUUAAGGUAAACUUGCCAGAUCUUAUAGGAUUGAGGAUGAUAUUUACAGAACUGUAUGAGAAGAAGACUGAGAAGUUUCUUAUUACUUCAUUAUUAUUAUAACUUACAAAGCGGUAUC